Messenger RNA from Fomitopsis serialis, 3564 nucleotides. RefSeq lists its product as uncharacterized. The record is from RefSeq and is a predicted model, not a curated record. The coding region runs from base 17 to 3331 and encodes 1104 amino acids. The transcript has 13 exons. Lineage: Eukaryota; Fungi; Basidiomycota; Agaricomycetes; Polyporales; Fomitopsidaceae.
GGGUCGGCAAUAUUGGAUGUCGGCAAGGCAAAAUAUCAAGAAGAGAAAAGCCCGCAAUGUUAUCAACCGCGAACGAACCGUCACCACGCUGACUGAAGGCCCCGAGAGCGCGUUCCUCGUCCCAACUCCAACCGAGGAGCCUGCCGCCGUCCUCAUGUCUGCUCCUUUCCCACUGCCCUCAGGUGUCCCGCCAAACAUGCAGCCUGGCUUCCAGAUCAGCCCCAACGACUUCGGCCACUUCCCCUACAACGUCAACGCACCUUACUUGGGACCUGGUCCUAUGGGCCCUCACAACUAUGGGCAGCAACACCCUACGCCUCAUCAAUUUUUUCAUGGACAGCAACCUCCACUAGACUCUCCGAUGGGGGAGGGUGACCUGGAGAUACUGGAGAAUCUCAAGGAGAAAAUCAAAAACGGGCAACAUGAAGUAUUCAAGGCGGUCCCCAACCCGACGUUUCUGGCCAACCUCUACAUGGGUCCCCCGAAGGCUCCUCUCGUCUCUCAAGUACCGCCUCAUCCUGAGCAAGUCCCUACACCCUCUGAGCGCAACGGUCCAGUUGCCUCUCAGGCCCCUGCUGAGCUUGCUCCUAGUCGCGGUGCCAUGGACACGUCGUCGAGCGCUGAGGCAGUGCCAGCGUCCAAAUCAACGGUUGCGGAGGCGCGAAGGACGGAUAAUGUGCUGUUUAUCCGUGUACGUUCCUGUCCAUUGCUCACUGACACUCGGAUAGAGCCUCCACAGAGCAAUGCACCGGCGCCAACCAGUAAGGCCCCUGCCAGUAACACGGAGCGUGGGCCCAAAGUAAAGCAAGAGGUGGAUGAUCGACUCCCACCUGCGCCGUCAAGGUCUCAACCGCAAGGUCUAGGCAAGACUCAAUCCGAUAGGUCUUUAGCGGACGAACCUCCGCUAGGAACAAGAGGUCCCGGAUACUCUCCUACCAAGCCUGGUUUAGACAACAAGGAUGAUCAGCGGCUGUCGCGGGAUCAUAGCUGGACGCAUCGCAACGGUGUUGACGACAAGCCAAGGUACGAUGCUGACCGAAAUGGCCGUUUCAAUGGAGACUCGAGGUUCAAUACUCGGCCUGACAACCGUGGUCCUGGAUUCCCUUCCCGUCACUAUGAUAGGGAUAGGGACCGAAAACGAUCCCCCGAGCGGGACAGGGACCAUGACAGAGAUAGACGUCCGGACUUCGCGCGGUUCAAAGAUGAGAGGCGCAACGAUGACCGUUUCAGAGGACCUGACAAUCGCAGACCUCUGUUGGAGUAUAGAACUGCGGAUACUUACCGCCCGUAUGAACGUAGGCCUAUUGACGAUGUUGGCGCUCCACUGCGUACGCAUCCCUCGGAUGACAGGAGUCAUCCUGACACGCGCCCGCCUCCUCGUACCCUCGGUGAAGAGCGAGCAAUUAUCCGCGGUCCCGCUGACGCCCCUCCGACUCGCACGCUCCCAGAUGAUCAUCGCCCGCCCGACGCUCCGUCUACAGACGAACGCCGUGCCCCUGUUCCUGCUCCAAGUGAGCGUCCUCCAAGAGACUUCGAAGAACGACGUCCGCUUCCACCUCCAGUGUCAUCCGACCGCCCGCUGAGGGGAAACGAAGAACAUCGAGCCUCCCCGCCUCCGGCAAAUGACAAGCUCCUGCGAUCUCCGGAAGACCGUAGGCCCCCUCCUACAGGUUCAUACUCUGAACGGCAGACAAGACCUGCAGAUGACCGGCGUGCCCCACCUCUGCCUCCAUCCAGUUCAGAACGCCAGGUAAGACCUCAAGAUUCGCCUCGUGGACCGCUCCCGCUGUCGUCUAGUGUGGACCGGCCAAUUCGGCCUCUCUAUCCGCCGCGUCCCUAUUCGCCUGCCCCUAGAAUGAACGAUGAUCGCCGGAUGCCUCCCCCAACUCCUGAAGACCGUGGCACUCGUCCUGGCCCACCUCCUUCUCGACCACCUCCUGAGGAGCGCAGCCUGCGUCCUCAGCCUAGUAAGGAAGACCUGAGUUCUCGGCCACCUGUCUCUCUAGAAGAGCGCAUCAGCCGCCUUGCACCCUCCCUGCAGGAGCGGAUAAGCACGACUGCUGCUAGACCGGACGACAGACUAGAUCGCGGACAACUCCCACGACUCGAUGAGCGCGUCAGUCGACCCGCGCCCUCGCUUGAAGAACGACUGUCCCGUGCUCCGCCUACUACGGAUGACAGGACUGCAAGACCUCCAGCUACCGAAGAUCGUGCCACUCGUCCUAUGCCUCCUCCUGCUGCAACCGAUCGACUUGCUCGCCCUGCACCGUCUGAUGAUCGUGCUAUGUUGCUAGCGGAGCCAGCUCGUCCCCCACUGUCUGGCCCUCCUGAUCGUGGUCCGCGCCCCGAUGACCGUGGUCGGCCUCCAGUCUCGAAUCGUUUCAAUCGGCCCGGUUCCCCUGCUGCUGAUCGUGGACCUGGCCCGAGGCCCGGCUCAGUUGCGCGCGACCCUCCUCGCAAGUUCGAGCCACCUCGCUCUGAUAUCCUCCGCCCGGCAGGAGAUCCACCACCGCCUCGAGACCGCGCUGACAUACGCCCGCCGUAUGGUGGGGACCGCAGGCCCGACAUAAUAGAUGUCGAUCCUCCGGCCCCGAGAUUCAAUGCGUCGUACCGCCGGCCCUUAGAGCCGUACCCGCCUCGAGGGCGCGCGUGGCCCCCGACGAAUGACUCGUAUCCUGAGGACCCCGUCCGCCGGCCACCACCCGAUGCACGUGAACGGGGCUACCCAGAUGACUGGGAGUCUCGCAACGGUCGGGACUGGGAGCGUCCUCCGCCACGUGACUACGAGCGGGAUAGGUUCGCUGACGCACCGCCGGCUCCUGGCUGGGAGACCCGCGAAGAGCGUGAACACCCUGCGCCAGCCCCUCGCUCCUCACGGCUGUCUGAGGGAUAUGCGCCAGAGGACCGUAGCUAUGGCAGAGACAUGGACCGCCCACGUUACCCUCCUGCCCCUGACACCCCACCGUUCUCGCGUAUCAGGCCUCGUAGUCCGAGCCCGCUGAGGAGACCGGUCAAGAGAGCUCGCGACGAUGCCUACGGUUCUGGGUAUUACCCUCCCCCUCCUGCUGAUACUACUCCCCGAGCGGGGCCUCCGCAGGACUAUCCUCCCCGUGGGCGCACGCCUCCCCCUGUGGGUGGUUCUGCCUACUACGACGACCCGCGUGGACCGCCGUAUAGGUCGGGUCCGCCGCCUCCGUUGCAGAGGGACAGGGAGGCUCCUGACGUGGGUGGCUACUCGUCGUAUGACAGGCGAGACCCGCCGUCUCGUAUGCUGCCGCCGCAGCCCCGAUACGGGCGUGACGAAAGACGCUACUCUGUGCCGCCACGAUAGGCUCAAUGUCAUGUACGGACCAUCUACGAAGAUUUUCGUUGAUCUGAAGAAUGCUUGAAUCGGAUGUAUGCGUCGUAUGCUGUGCACAAUGUUGCUCUAGUUAGUCUUGUAUAUAUACUAAGAUAUGAUAUGAUGAUGUAUGCCCCUUGUCUUGCAGCACUUGUCACUUGCGAUUUAGUCUGGAGCGUAUCUAUGCAUACACAGUCCUGGUAUAUGGCCGAUUGAGGUUCUCA